AUGCCUAAACUAACCAAAGGUCGCCAAAAGAUCGAGAUGAAGAAAAUACCAGAUGAAAGAAACUUGGCUGUCACUUUCUCCAAACGUUAUUCUGGUAUUUUCAAGAAGGCAAGCGAGCUCUGCACCCUCUGUGGGGUGGAUAUUGCAAUCCUUAUAUUCUCCCCAACUAAAAAGGCAUUCUCAUUUGGCCAUCCAUGUGUUGAGACGAUUAUAGAUCGCUACCUGGCUCAACAUCCUCCUCCAAGUUCAAGCAUAUCUCAGUUUCUGGAGUUUCAUCGCAAUGCCAACACCCAAGAACUCACCGGACAACUUGCCAACAUACUUCGACAACUCGAAGCUGAGAAAAAGACCGGUGAGGAACUUGACAAGAUGAAGAAAAUAAAUCAAGACAGGUGUUGGUGGGAAGCUCCGAUAGAUACUCUAGGAGUUGAACAGCUUGAGCAACUGAAGAUGGCAAUGCUGGAAUUGAAGAAGAACGCUGAGAAGCAAGCCGAGAGGCUUAAGGUGGAGGCAGCUAACCGUAAACCAACAAUCCCCAUAUCUGAUUCUACCGAGGCAGAUGCUGCAGGCCCAUCCAUGUCUAGGGAUAUGGAUUGA
Molecule: messenger RNA, 597 nt
Organism: Cynara cardunculus var. scolymus (artichoke)
Lineage: Eukaryota; Viridiplantae; Streptophyta; Magnoliopsida; Asterales; Asteraceae
Product: agamous-like MADS-box protein AGL62
Exons: 1
Coding region: 1-597 (198 amino acids)
Biological process (GO): positive regulation of transcription by RNA polymerase II
Molecular function (GO): protein dimerization activity; RNA polymerase II cis-regulatory region sequence-specific DNA binding; DNA-binding transcription factor activity, RNA polymerase II-specific
Source: RefSeq, a predicted model, not a curated record